AGACGCGGCGCUAAGAGCGCAGAGUGCGCAGGGAGCGCGGAGAGCCGGUGACGCGCGCAGCCACAGAGGCAGACACAGAGGAGACAGGGGCGCCGGGGCAGUUCGUGUCACUCCUGCAGGACCUCUUCUACGAAGAACACAUCACCUUGUAGUGCACGAGAGGCUGGACAUAUUUUUAGGAAGAGCAAUACACUCUAAUUGGAAACGUUUAUUUUCCGUGCUAAUAAUAUAAGGUGCCAGGAGGAGGCUUCGCCGGGUCUCCGUGGACGCGCUGCCUUACUCACUCACUGUGUGUGUUAACAGAGCACUGGACCCGUUCGGACAACCCGGGCUCCGCACAGUAAUGAGCGAGGUCUGAUGACUGAGGAGAAGCACGCAGCCGGUACACGGUCACGGAUGAGUUACCGGGACGGAGACGGAGGAGCCCGCAGUCCUACAUAACUGGCCGGAUCAAGGAUCGAGGGGAUUAAACCAUCGUAGGAGAACCGGGACAGUCUCUGAGUCUGGGCACUGUGUGGAAACCGGAGUUUCAACCUCUCUUCUACUUUCCUUGGAAGAAUCGUCAUGGGCGCCUUCUCUCUGUCUGUGUAUUAUUUCACAGGAGGAGCAACAUUCGCGGCGCUUGUCAUCAUAAUUUAUCGUUAACACUAGUUAAAUAUUGCCACAACGUAAGAUUCUUUUCCCACAAACGUGGAAGUCUUUCAGAUUUUCCCAGUGCCGUUUUUAUUUUUCAUCGGUAUUAUAGUUGGUGCAUGUGCAGGAUUUCAUUUUAAAACACGGAUACUGGAGUAUGUUACACAUCGCCUCCGCUGCCUCACUCCGCAGUUCCUCCGUCGUAUUAUUAAUAUCAUUAUUAUAGGCUGCUCUUCGUUGCCUGGGCUCGUAUCCCGGAUCCUUCAUGAUUUGCGGACGUCAUGCUCGUUUCUUAGCCGGGAAACCCUCCUCUCGUCCCGCAUGUUCAGGACCAAACGGUCGGGGCUCGUCCGGCGACUCUGGAGGAGCCGAGCUCCCGUCGAUGGUGACGGGGAGGCAGACGCUCGAACCCGCGGUCCCGGGGGCUGCUGCAUGGGCAAAUCGAGCAAGGCGUCCAAGUCCAACUGUGCGUCGGAGGCUGAACUGAAGUCGCUGACCUACUCCGUGCUGAAGAGAAUCAAGGAGAAACAAUUGGAGGCGCUUCUGCAGGCGGUGGAGUCCAAGGGAGGCGCGCGGAGUCCCUGCCUCCUGCUGCCCAGCAAAGUGGACUCGAAGCUGGGGCAGCACUCGUACUCGCUGCCGAUGCUGCUCUAGGUGUUCCGGUGGCCGGACGUGCGGCACUCCUCCGAGCUCAAAAGGCUCUACUGCUGUGAAUCGUACGGGAAGGUGAACCCGGAGCUCGUCUGCUGCAACCCGCACCACAUGAGCCGGCUCUGCGAACCAGAGUCCCCACCUCCACCUUAUUCCCGAUACCCGGUGGACUUUCUUAAACCACCAGACUCUCCAGACUCGGUGCCUGCUUCCACUGAAACUGGGGGGAUUAACUAUUCGGCCCCUGGGGGGCUUUCAGAUUCCCAGGCUCUCCAGGAGGAGCGUGCGCACUGGUGCGUUGUGGCCUACUGGGAGGAGAAGACCCGUGUCGGGCGCCUCUACUCGGUCCAGGAGCCCUCCCUGGACAUCUUCUAUGAUCUACCUCAGGGGAAUGGCUUCUGUCUUGGGCAGCUCAGCUCUGACAACAAGAGCCAGCUUGUGGAGAAGGUGCGCAGCAAGAUCGGCUACGGCAUCCAGCUGACACGUGAACAAGAUGGCGUGUGGGUCUACAACCGAAGCUGCUACCCCAUCUUCAUCAAGUCAGCCACACUGGACAACCCUGAUUCGCGGACUCUGUUGGUGCACAAGGUGUUCCCUGGCUUCUCCAUCAAGGCCUUUGACUAUGAGAAGGCAGGCAGUCUACAGAGGCCCAACGACCACGAGUUCUCGCAGCAGCCCCGUACAGGAUUUACAGUGCAAAUCAGCUUUGUCAAGGGCUGGGGACAGUGCUAUACGCGGCAGUUCAUCAGCAGCUGCCCCUGCUGGCUGGAGGUCAUCUUCAACAACCGAUAGCAGUAGCGUGUCUCCCCCAUGGACUAGGGAAGCAAUGGGGAUCGGCAGGCUGAAAGCAGAAGUACAGUCAAAUCCAAGGACUAGUUUAAAUGAGUUAGAUUUAAUUAAUAAAAAGAUAAUGUAUUUUAUGUUAUAAAUAUAUUACGUGUACAUACAAAGACAUUUUAUAUACAGCGUUAUUUAUGUAUUGUGCAAUGUGUUCAUGAGGAAAAAGGAAAGAUGCACUUUGCUUAAUAUAAUGACAAAACAAAAAUGCCAAAACGUAAGUAAUACCUGAGACACAAGAUUGAUGUUUUUCUAUGGGUUUUGUAACCCAGUUGAAUGUUUUUAA
Messenger RNA from Scleropages formosus (Asian bonytongue), 2407 nucleotides. RefSeq names its product mothers against decapentaplegic homolog 7-like. NCBI's taxonomy places the organism in Eukaryota, Metazoa, Chordata, Actinopteri, Osteoglossiformes, Osteoglossidae. The transcript has 4 exons. Gene Ontology annotation, biological process: cell differentiation; SMAD protein signal transduction; anatomical structure morphogenesis. Gene Ontology annotation, molecular function: I-SMAD binding; transcription regulator inhibitor activity. Bases 1396 to 2076 code for a protein of 226 amino acids. The record is from RefSeq and is a predicted model, not a curated record. Gene Ontology annotation, cellular component: heteromeric SMAD protein complex.